This is a messenger RNA of Acanthoscelides obtectus, 537 nucleotides long. The record is from the annotation of a GenBank genome assembly. NCBI's taxonomy places the organism in Eukaryota, Metazoa, Arthropoda, Insecta, Coleoptera, Chrysomelidae.
UAUAACCUCAACCUGCCUACAAAAAUAUAAAUCUCCCUGGGACCAAUAUACUGUUGAAGACAUUACGUUAUUAAGAUAAAAUAAUGGACAUAUAGUUAUUAAUUACAUGUAGGUAUUUUGCUUAUUUUUUUCUAGGUGCCAAAUGGCAGCGAAAAAAAUAAAGUUUUCCGAAUAUUACGUUAAGUUUGGAUUUACCUUCAUCGAAAAAGACGAGUUACAAUUGCCUCAGUGUGUGAUAUGUAUGAAAUUUUUAAGUAAUGAUAGCAUGAGGCCCAAUCGCCUUGAAAGGCAUUUGAAGCAACAACAUCCUACUCUGGUUUUGAGUACGAAAGAGUUUUUUCUUCUAAAGCAGAAUCACUCAAGCGGAUGAGACUGGAUAAAUCGGGGAGUUAUCACACAGGUGUAUCGCAGCAUCCCAAAGCUUUAUUUGAAACAGCUUUUAUGAUAGCAAAGCAAAAGAAACCUCAUACUAUGGGUGAAGAAUUAAUAAAACCAUGUGUCCUAAAAGCCACGCAGAUAAUUUUAGGAGAUGCAGAG